GAGGCUCCCCAGGCCCGGAGGCCCGGCAGGGUUGGGCAGCCGAGCCCCUUCGGCUCUGUGUCGAACUGCCCCCCGCCCCCCCCCCGGUCGCUGGCAGCUAUUUCACCCUUUUUCUCCUUUCCUCUGGCAUGCCAGGCUGCGCGAAAGACGCAGGAACAGCCGGGAAGACAGUGGCAGUAAUAGCAGCAAUAAUAACAACCACAAGGUCUGCCUCUCCCGGGUCCUUGGAAAGGACUCGGUAGCAGGAUAAAAAUGCCAAACCCAGGCUAAGAAUAGGAAAACAAUAGGGGUUAUCUGUGGGACCGCUCUGCCCCCUAUUCUUCCGCCCAUCUGAUCAGGAUCAGCUCCCUCUGGGCCCUGUCCAGACAAUAGGCCACCUGCCAGGACCCGGGUGUGGGUGCUUUUGAUGGAGCUUUGGAGCUCCCUCCCUAUGGAGACCCAGCCCAUGGACCCCUUCCCUCCUGCAUUUCAGACCCAGCUGCUCUACCUAGCAUAGGAGGCCGGCAGAUUGUGAAGAAGGUUUGAAGAUUUUGUAUAUUAUUUUGAUAGUUCUGUGACUGUGCUUAAUCGUGCGUAUAUUAGUUACAGCCACUUACUGUUUUUGAGGGGGUUGUUUUUAAUUUAGGAAGUUAUUUUCAUUGUUCGUUGUCCAGAGCCUUCAGGAAUGAGGCCACGUAGAAGAGAGAGAGGGAGGGAAUAACAGCACUACUCCCCAGUUGCUUCCCCUGUGUUAUCCUCAGAUUCUUUCUUCCCAGUUCAGUAUCUUCUCUUUCCUCCUGCUAAGUUCAAAAAUUGCUUCCUGUCUUGUAGCACUGGAUGAAAUCAUGUGAGUUUCCAUGGUCCAAGAGCUUUUCCAAGUCUCCUGUUAGUUACUUGUGUGUGUGUGUGUGUGUGGCAUUGUGUAUCAUAGCAGCAACUGAGACCCUCUGCACAAGAAAUCCCCGGAGGGGGAGGAAAGUCUGCAUUGCCUAUGAGCCCCCAGGAGGAAAUGGGGCAGAGGAGGCACCUGAGCCCAAGAAGCAGAAAUGGGAACCAGCCAGCUGGGAGCAGCAGCUGGCCAAUAUCCGGGAGAUGCGGAGCAAAAGGGACGCCCCCGUUGACCAGAUGGGAGCUGGAGCGUGCUUUGAUAAGGAGGCCCCUCCAGAGGUGAGGCGCUACCAGAUUCUGUUGUCACUCAUGCUCUCCAGCCAGACGAGAGACCAAGUGACCUCAGCAGCCAUGAUGCGCCUGAGGGAGCAUGGUCUGACAGUGGACCGGAUCCUGGAGACUGAUGAGGAGGCUCUGGGCCGGCUCAUUUACCCUGUUGGCUUUUGGAGGAACAAGGUGCGAUACAUCCAGCAAACCACAGCAAUCCUGAAGCGGGACUAUGCUGGUGACAUCCCACAGACUGUUGCAGAGCUGGUGAAGUUACCUGGGGUCGGUCCGAAGAUGGCCCAUCUGGUUAUGGACAUUGCCUGGAAGGACGUCUCAGGAAUCGGUGUGGACACACACGUGCAUCGGAUUUGCAACAGGUUAAAGUGGGCAAAGAAGGAAACAAAGCUUCCAGAGGAAAUGAGGCAAGCUCUGGAAGAAUGGCUGCCUAGAACUCUCUGGAGUGAGAUCAACUGGCUCAUGGUCGGUUUCGGGCAGCAGAUCUGCUUGCCUGUCCGUCCACGUUGCAGCGAAUGCCUCAACAAGAACAUCUGCCCGGUAGCCAUGAAGCGCUGAGGAACAGCCCCCCUCCCCAGCCUCUUUGUCUUGGGGGCUUCCGUUGCUUGAGAGAAGUUGUUUUCUGAGAGGCUGAGACUUGGCGCCUGUCCCAGGAACUGCACGGCCUCUUUGGGCAAGAGGGAGGUCUGAUCCUGAGCUA
Molecule: messenger RNA, 1849 nt
Organism: Python bivittatus (Burmese python)
Lineage: Eukaryota; Metazoa; Chordata; Lepidosauria; Squamata; Pythonidae
Gene: NTHL1
Product: nth like DNA glycosylase 1
Biological process (GO): base-excision repair; base-excision repair, AP site formation; nucleotide-excision repair
Cellular component (GO): nucleus
Molecular function (GO): DNA-(apurinic or apyrimidinic site) endonuclease activity; DNA binding; oxidized pyrimidine nucleobase lesion DNA N-glycosylase activity
Source: RefSeq, a predicted model, not a curated record